UUACAUCAAAACACUUUCUCCUCAUUACAACAACAAAAGAUUCAAACUUUGAUCAAAAUGUUGGCAAUAUUUCAGAAAGCGUUUGCUCACCCACCAGAGGAACUCAACAGCCCGGCGUCCCAUUUCUCCGGCAAAACCCCAAAACUUCCCGGUGAAACUCUCUCCGACUUCCUCUCACUCCACAAGGACACCGCUUUCUCCAUGAACUUCGGCCACUCCGCCGUCUUAGCUUACUCCCGCCCCAACAACUCUCUUCGCCAGAGGUUGUUCUGUGGGAUAGACGGAGUCUACUGUAUGUUUCUUGGUACAUUGAGCAAUCUCUGCACGUUGAACCGGCAGUACGGACUCACAGGGAAGAACACGAGCGAGGCCAUGUUUGUGAUCGAAGCUUACCGAACACUCCGUGACCGUGGUCCUUACCCAGCAGAUCAAGUCCUUAGAGGUCUCGAAGGAAGCUACGCCUUUGUCGUCUACGAUACUCAGACCUCCUCUGUUUUCUCAGCUUUGAGCUCUGAUGGAGAAGAGAGCCUCUACUGGGGAAUCUCCGGAGAUGGAUCUGUUGUGAUGUCUGAUGAUGUGAAGAUCAUAAAGCAAGGAUGUGCUAAAUCAUUUGCUCCUUUCCCUACUGGGUGUAUGUUUCACAGUGAGACAGGGCUUAAGAGCUUUGAACAUCCGAAGAAUAAUAUGAAGGCGAUGCCGAGGAUUGACAGUGAAGGUGUGAUAUGUGGAGCUAACUUCAAAGUGGAUGCUUGUUCUAAGAUUAGUGCCAUCCCUAGGAGAGGAAGUGAAGCUAACUGGGCUCUCGCUAAUUCGCGUUGAUCUCUUCUUCUAAUUGGUUCAGUUCUCUGAGUUAUUCUUUUGUCCUGUUGCAUUUUCCUUUUAUUUUGUGUAAAUAGACAUCAAUAAAGAAGCAAAGGCAUUUUUAUAUUGCAAA
This is a messenger RNA of Brassica napus (rape), 934 nucleotides long. Its product is annotated as stem-specific protein TSJT1-like. The coding region runs from base 58 to 819 and encodes 253 amino acids. The record is from RefSeq and is a predicted model, not a curated record. The transcript has 3 exons. Lineage: Eukaryota; Viridiplantae; Streptophyta; Magnoliopsida; Brassicales; Brassicaceae.